CCGUUUGAAGCGGCUGCUGAACCCGAAGCGUCAUGGAGCCGUUCCGGCGGGGAAAGGAGGCCGUUGCGAGGGGAACCGGCGUGGAAAUGCCCCUCCGCAGCCGGCCGAGCUGCGGGCUCUGCAGCCGGGCCGAGGAGACCAGCACGACCGGGCCGCUGGGCCGCAAAGGCGGCGUCACCGCCCACCAGAACUGCCUGUUAUUCUCAUCCGGGAUAUUUUGCACAAAUUCUCCAGAGUUUUCCGAGUUGUUUGGCUUCAACGAGGAGGACGUGAAGCUUGAAGUGAAGCGAGGACACAGACUGAUGUGUAAACAUUGUGGGCACAGAGGAGCUACUGCCGGAUGUGAAAACGGGCGCUGCAAGAGGUCCUUCCACUACCCGUGUGCUGUGGAAGGAGAAUCCCGGCCCUUUGAGGAACGCGUCACGGGUCGCUUUGGGCUGUACUGCUCAAACUGUAAACUAAAAAUCAACAACCCUGUAAACGGCUCCUCCACGACUCCCAGCGGAGCCGGACCGUCGAAAGUCUUCCUGGUUUUCUCCAAGCCACCAGAAAGAAGUAAAAGCCUCCCCCUGUGAGUAUUUC
Molecule: messenger RNA, 582 nt
Organism: Cololabis saira (Pacific saury)
Lineage: Eukaryota; Metazoa; Chordata; Actinopteri; Beloniformes; Belonidae
Product: PHD finger protein 6-like
Exons: 6
Coding region: 33-575 (180 amino acids)
Cellular component (GO): nucleus
Molecular function (GO): histone binding; histone deacetylase binding
Source: RefSeq, a predicted model, not a curated record